Molecule: messenger RNA, 942 nt
Organism: Synchiropus splendidus (mandarinfish)
Lineage: Eukaryota; Metazoa; Chordata; Actinopteri; Syngnathiformes; Callionymidae
Product: cytochrome c oxidase subunit 5A, mitochondrial
Exons: 5
Coding region: 148-573 (141 amino acids)
Biological process (GO): mitochondrial electron transport, cytochrome c to oxygen
Cellular component (GO): mitochondrial inner membrane
Source: RefSeq, a predicted model, not a curated record
CAAUGAGCAGGAGUUGCCAUCGUGUGAAAGCGUAGUAAAGUAAUACGCAUGCGUAUUCGAGGUUCGGGACGAGACGAGCCAGUGUGUUAGCCAUAGCUUCCUUCUUAGCAGCAAGUGUCCGGCCCGAGUAGCUGGCAGUCCCGCAUCAUGUUCAGCGCAGCCGUCCGACUCUCUCUCUCCGGGGCCCGGAGCCUAACCCGCACGAAACCCGGGUGCCAAGCUCUUCUGGCCUCAAGGUGGUACUCUCAUGGAAAGCACGAGACAGACGAGGAGUUUGAUGCUCGCUGGGUCACGUAUUUCAACAAGCCUGAUAUCGAUGCCUGGGAGCUCAGGAAAGGGAUGAACACACUGGUUGGUUAUGAUUUGGUCCCUGAGCCCAAGAUCUUGGAAGCAGCUCUGCGAGCCUGUCGCAGGUUAGAUGACUUGGCUAGUGCCAUCCGAAUUUUGGAAGCUGUGAAGGACAAAGCUGGUCCCCACAAAGAGAUCUACCCGUACGUCAUCCAGGAGCUGAGGCCCACUUUAGAUGAGCUGGGAAUCUCCACGCCGGAAGAGCUCGGCAUUGACAAAUUAUAAAAUCGAGAGACUGUGGACAUCAAAUCCCACGAACCUGUGUUUUCCUCAUCUAAUACGUCUGCUAUUUAAUUUGGCCUUUAUUAAGUUCUGUUGCUUGUAAAAUAUUGAAGAACCUAAUAAAGGAGAGUAUCUUUUACUGUGUGCCACAUGUAUUUUGGGAUAUAAAAACAUUUGGCUUUAAACGCUCGUCAAAGCAAUGAAUCAAUACAAGCCUCUUCAGAAUGGUGCAUGGUCCUGUGAGAGUCGCUUUUCACCACCAGGGAGCAGCAUUUUCACGUGAAUGUACAGUCAUUCUACUGUUUGUCUUUUACAUCUGUUUUCAGUUCAGGGAAAAUGUUCAUGCUGGUUAAUAAACAUGUUCAAACUGUA